CCCAUAUUUCCCUUCAGUGCCAUUAUGAACGGCGUUCAGGAUUCGACGUCUGCUGCGGCCUCGUCCCAGUCUGCGCAGAGGCAGGUGCGUGUGCAGCUAGUUAGCAAGCAAGAAGACAUUGCGCUGCCUGAGAGCACCGGCCCCAUUCUGGUUCCCACAGGAUUGCGGAGAUAUGCGCUUUCUACCCUGGUGAACAAUCUUUUGGGAAACGACAAGCCGGUGCCAUUUGAGUUUUUGAUCAAUGGCGCAUUCCUUCGGACUUCGAUCGAUGAAUACUUGACGGCCAAUGGCAUAUCUGCGGAAACUACUCUGGAAAUUGAGUAUAUCAGAGCGUUGAUUCCCCCGCUUCAUAUUGCUUCGUUCGAGCAUGAUGACUGGGUUGGCUCGGUGGAUGUCCUCUCUGCGACCUCGCCAGCUACCUCUUGGGCUUCUGCGAUCGUGUCUCCGGGGCAGGAGAGGAUCCUAUCGGGCAGCUACGACGGGUUGCUUCGUGUGUGGAAUAUGUCGUCUCAAAUCGUCGCAACCUCACCGUCCCCGGCUGAUGGGGGACACGGCGCGUCUAUCAAGGCCGCCAAGUUCGUCUCGCCGAAUUCGAUCGUGUCGGCUGGCCUUGAUCGCACCGUUCGACUCUGGAAAUACAACGAAAGCGAUGAUGGAUUCUCAGGAAAGAUCACCCCGCAGAUUGAGCUCUACGGACACAAAUCUGGUAUCAACUCGUUGGCUGUGCAUGCCCCCUCGAACCGUAUUCUCUCCGCUUCGGCAGACCACAACAUUGGCUUCUGGUCGACAAAGAAAUCAGAUGCCCCAGCUGCUCCCGAGAACCUAGUUUCGUCUGCUGCGUCACGGAGCUCCAAGCGCAGAAAGGUGAGCUCGUCCGUCAGCACCCCGCAGCGCGGCCCGCUUGCGCUGUUGUCUUCCCACACCGCGCCAGUCUCAGCUGCCAUUUUUGACACGAACGACUCGACUGUCGGUUACUCUACUUCUUGGGAUCACUCUCUGCGUACAUGGGAUCUGGUCACGGCCGCUUUAGUAGACACCAGAUCGACAUCCCAUUCGUUGCUAUCUCUCGAGCAUCUCCCCGAGCACCACCUUCUUGCGACAGGUACUUCUGCUCGCCACAUCACUCUCAUCGACCCUCGUACGUCAGCGACAACAAUCUCCGCCAUGACCCUUAGAGGCCACACCAAUGCCGUGGUUUCUCUUUCCCGCGAUCCCCACAGCAGCUACGGUCUCAUUAGUGGCAGUCACGACGGUACCUGCCGAAUCUGGGAUAUCCGUGCUACAAAGACGGAUAAGGACGGUGUUGUUGGCGAGAGCGUGUACUCGAUUACUCGGAGAAGCUUGGAAGAGCAAGGUAAAGCGGAUGCUAAGCGAGUAGGUGGAGAGGGAGUCAAGGUCUUCAGUGUGUGCUGGGACCGUUCGGUUGGCAUUGUUAGCGCCGGUGAGGAUAAGAGGAUUCAGAUCAACCGGGGUGAAGGCGUAUUGUCUUCCGCAUAAGAGGAGUUGCACAUAUGGUUCUGGCGUUAUACUUAUAGGAUGAAAAGUUUGGUUCUGACUCUUUGUAUUAAACAAGCCGCUGUACGAGCUGAUGUUUCCACUUGCAAUAUAUCAUAUAAUUGCUCUAAGAGGC
This is a messenger RNA of Aspergillus costaricaensis CBS 115574, 1630 nucleotides long. RefSeq names its product WD repeat WDR12/YTM1 family ribosome biogenesis protein. Gene Ontology annotation, molecular function: protein binding. The transcript is spliced from 2 exons. Gene Ontology annotation, cellular component: preribosome, large subunit precursor. Gene Ontology annotation, biological process: ribosome biogenesis. Lineage: Eukaryota; Fungi; Ascomycota; Eurotiomycetes; Eurotiales; Aspergillaceae. The record is from RefSeq and is a predicted model, not a curated record. The coding region runs from base 25 to 1497 and encodes 490 amino acids.